Messenger RNA from Rotaria socialis, 1956 nucleotides. NCBI's taxonomy places the organism in Eukaryota, Metazoa, Rotifera, Eurotatoria, Philodinida, Philodinidae. The record is from the annotation of a GenBank genome assembly.
AUGCCGGAUACAGGUGCGGUGACGCCAAUUGUAUCAAAUCAACUUCCACCACGUACAACAACAAGUCAUCGAUGGCCUCGAAAAUGGGCAACACUCGGUGGACGUGGUACACCAGCAACAACACUACCUCCAACAAAUCUUACUGAUGCCGAACUAAGUGAAAAAAGCAAUGGUCAUCAUAUGAAUGGCAAUGGUCAUCACCAUCAUCAUCGAUAUUCAACAUCAUUAUUUCGUAAAUCAUCAACGAUAAGUCGAACCAAUGGUGGCACAACAACAAAUAAUUCCGAGCUAAAUAAUGAAGCACCAUCAUUGAAAAAAUCUCGUUCGUUAAUAAAUGUUCUACGUUCGAAACUAAAUUCUCCAGCUGUACUUCGUCGUUUCCGUACAAAAUCUCGUGAGAAUGCCAAAGCAACAAUAACAGAAGUAAAUCCUGAAACUAAACAUGAAGAAGAAGAAAAGCCGCCAUUACCAACACUAAAUGAUGAAAAUAAAAAAGUUCGCAAACGAGAUCCAUCGCCUAUGAAACGUUUUACAAGUCGUUUGGCACAAUUAACACGUAGUUCAACACAUACAUCUAUUGAAAGCGAACAACAAAAACGAAAAUCUCCAUCACCACCAAUACAUAAUAAAGAUGAAGUUGACCAAAUAAAUGCGUGUUAUGAUGAAAUUCGUGCGAAAUAUUUCGAUAAAAAUAAUAAUAAUAAUAAUAAUCAUGUGAAGAAAAAUACAAUGCUCAAUCCAUCUAUUGCUUUGUCGAAUGAACGUUCGAAAGAUAUUCUGUCAAUGACAACAGCAUCAUCCGUUGAAUAUUACGACCGGCCGUAUUCAGCAAAUGGUGAUAUACAUAAUCGUUCAUUGAGUACAAUAUCGAUGAAUGGCUCAUUGCUUAGUCAUGAAUUUUUAAAUAAUUCUCAAUAUGUUCCAUCGUCAUCGCCGCCUAAAACGCCGGAUGAUCCGUUACUUCAAGCACGUAAACAAUCAAAUAUCAAAUUAAAUUGUAUGCUAAGUGGUUACGGUUUUACAACGCCAUUCGGUAAUCAUGAAAAAGUAUUAGGUCAACAUGAUUUAUUUAAAUUUCAUCACUAUCACGAUGUUGGAAAAACUAAAUUUGAUUUUAAUUUUACAAGUAAUAAUAAUCGAAUGUAUUCAAGUUUACGAACAAGACCAAUGAGUAGAAGUAUUGAUAGUUUUAGACGCGCUACGACCACGAUUGAAAAUGAAAUAAUACCAACAGCGUCAAGAGUUGAACCCGAUAAUAGUCUAUUAGAUGACGAUGAGUUAACGUCGAAUAUAUCCUGUGACAAUGAACUUGUCAUUCGUGAAGACGGUGAUAUUAUAGAGUCCGAACCAAAAGUAUAUUCAUCCAAAGUUCAUGUAACACCAGCGGCUUCUCUUCAUGUAAAAACAUUUAUUUCAACGUCGUCAAGUGCACCUGAAGAUGUUUGUAAUCUGUCCAAUGGUAAACACUAUGAAGAAUGUGAAGAUGAAUUUGAAAGAAAUUUUUUACGUGCCGUUGAUCGAGCGCUUGGAACUGCCAAUAAAAACGAAGAUCUUUUACUACAACCGGUUUACGAUAUACCAAUGAAAAGCGAUGAAUCGGAUAUGGAUCUUGCCGAUAUGACUGAACGUGCACUAUCAACAUUCAAACAUACACAUAUUCCUAUGGAUGAAGAACCAAAAAAUGAACAAGUUGAUGAUGAAGAACGAAUUAAUGGAGCAGAAUCGCCCAAUGUUGAAUUAUUCGAUCGUACUGGUGAAAUUUUUGAUACCGACAAUAUCCAUUGGCAAUCGUCUGCAGUUUAUGAUCAUCAGUCAAUGAUUGUGAAUCAUGAAGAGGAAAAAUAUAAUGAAGAUAAUACUAUCGACGAUAAUGUAUGGUCGAUUGUUGAUGAUUUAACGCGAAAAACUCAUGAAUUUUUACUUGAAGAACCACAGGUAAGCCCGAUAAACAACUAA